UUUGACAGGGGAGGGACUCAGUGCAGCCAGCCGGUAGUAGCUGAAGCAAUCUGUCCUUACACCGGGCUGCGAGUUACUCAGUGUGGGGAAAUACUCGUGGACUAUUACUAAGUAUCCGGCCUUCAUAACAGUGGGGACAAGGACGUUUACUGGCAUUGACAACGGAAACUAUCAUGAUGGCAGUCUUUGGCAGCGCGGGUCGUUUAAUACAAUUUGCCAGGAGCAGCGUCAGUCUGAGUGUCAGGAGACGCUCCACUGCUGCUGCUUUUGCCCAGACUCCAGACAUACAGGACAACAGGAAACCUAAGACUGGCAUCUUGAUGCUGAACAUGGGAGGACCGGAGAAACUAUCAGACGUUCAUGACUUCCUGCGGCGGCUCUUCAUGGACACAGACCUGAUUCAGCUGCCUGUACAGAAACAGCUCGGCCCGCUCAUCGCUAGGCGACGGACUCCAAAGAUCCAGGAGCAGUACAGUAAGAUCGGGGGGGGCUCGCCCAUCAAACACUGGACCUCCAUGCAGGGGGAGGGCAUGGUGAAGCUGCUGGACGAGAUGAGCCCUGACACGGCUCCUCACAAGUUCUACAUCGGUUUUCGGUACGUUCACCCGCUGACGGAGGAAGCCAUCGAGGAGAUGGAGAAGGACGGAGUGGAGAGAGCGGUGGCCUUCACGCAGUAUCCUCAGUACAGCUGCUCCACCACAGGCAGCAGUCUGAACGCCAUCUACCGUUACUACAGCAACAGAGUAGACAGUCCAAAGAUGCGCUGGAGCGUCAUCGACCGUUGGCCCACACACCCUCUGCUGGUGGAGUGUUUUGCAGAACACGUCAAAAACGAGCUGCUGAAGUUUCCAGAGGACAAGAGAGACGACGUCGUCAUUCUGUUCUCCGCACACUCGCUUCCUAUGGCUGUGGUAAACCGAGGCGACCCGUACCCUCAGGAGGUGGGGGCCACAGUUCAGAGAGUCAUGGAGAGACUGGGGCACUGUAACCCUUACAGACUGGUGUGGCAGUCCAGGGUGGGGCCCAUGCAGUGGCUCGGCCCCCAGACGGACGAUGUGAUUAAAGGCCUGUGUGAGCGAGGGAAGAAGAACAUCCUGCUGGUGCCCAUCGCCUUCACCUCGGACCACAUCGAGACCCUGCACGAGCUGGACAUCGAGUAUGGACAGGUGCUGGGGCAGGAGUGUGGGGUGGAGAACAUCAGGAGAGCAGAGUCGUUGAAUGGAAACCCUCUGUUUAUGCAGGCUCUGGCUGACCUGGUCAACUCCCACCUGAAGUCCAACAUGUCCUGCUCCCGUCAGCUGACCCUCCGCUGCCCCAUGUGCACCAACCCCACCUGUGGAGAGACCAAGGCCUUCUUCGCCAACCAGACGCUCUCAUAGAUAAACACACACACACACACACACACACACACACACACACACUGGUGCCCAUCCAGCAGCAAUCUACCUGUAAAGAAACUGAGGACUUAUUAAAUAACAGAAAACUCACACACACCGUCUAACCAGCUAAAGUGUCCGUAAAUAAUUGUAGAAAAUAACAUAAAGAAAUGGACGUUGAGACGUUUGGAGUUAAACCACUGGAAGUACCUUACCUUAAGGGAGAAGUAUGUAAUAAAUAUAUAUAUAUAUAUAAUAAAUGACAAACAA
This is a messenger RNA of Gymnodraco acuticeps, 1646 nucleotides long. RefSeq names its product ferrochelatase (gene fech). Gene Ontology annotation, molecular function: protoporphyrin ferrochelatase activity. Lineage: Eukaryota; Metazoa; Chordata; Actinopteri; Perciformes; Bathydraconidae. The transcript has 11 exons. The record is from RefSeq and is a predicted model, not a curated record. Bases 174 to 1379 code for a protein of 401 amino acids. Gene Ontology annotation, biological process: heme biosynthetic process.